Messenger RNA from Fopius arisanus, 1288 nucleotides. It is a transcript of the gene Cda9, whose product is annotated as Chitin deacetylase-like 9. The coding region runs from base 48 to 1184 and encodes 378 amino acids. The record is from RefSeq and is a predicted model, not a curated record. Gene Ontology annotation, biological process: carbohydrate metabolic process. The transcript is spliced from 5 exons. Lineage: Eukaryota; Metazoa; Arthropoda; Insecta; Hymenoptera; Braconidae.
AAUCAGAGUCACGAUUCGCUCUUUCUGAUUGCGGUGAGAGCUUCACCAUGAGGUGCAUUCUAAUUUUCUGGGUGCUUCUCGUUGCCCUCGAUGGUACAAAGAGUUUGGAGAAUGCAAAACCUUGUUAUCCAAGUGUCUGCAAAUUACCAGAAUGCAAGUGCAGUACCACAGAGAGCGGAAGUGCGAUUCCAACUUCUAAAAUACCGCAGAUUGUGAUGCUGACGUUUGAUGAUGCAGUAACACCAAUCACGUACGAUUACUUCCAGAAGGCACUGUUUGGUAGGAAAAAUCCUGAUGGCUGUCCAAUUGGUGUUACCCACUUCCUGUGCCACGAGUACACGGAUUACGCUAGAGUACACGAUCUCUGGUUACGAGGACACGAAAUUGCUCUCCACUCAGUGACACACACAGUGGAGGAUUAUUGGCGAGACAUAAAUCUAACAGUUUUCAAGUCUGAAUUCGACGACAUGAGAACAAUCAUUACGCACUUUGCUGGUGUACCCAAGAGUUACUUGCGGGGACUGCGGGUGCCGUUCUUGGAGCUAUCUGGAAAUAUUAGUUUUCAGGGGCUGAAGGAACUUGGCUUGAUAUACGACAGCUCAAUGCCCACAAUAAGGUACACUGAUCCAGCUCUGUGGCCGUAUACCCUGGAAUAUGCCAGUCAUCAGGAUUGCAUGAUAGAGCCAUGCCCAACAGCUAGCUUUCCCAACGUCUGGGAAGUACCCAUGAUUAUGUGGAAAGACGAGAAAAGCAUCAGUUGCAGUAUGGUCGAUGCCUGUGUCAACAUACCCAAACAGGCAGAGCCGCUUUCCAAAUGGUUCAUCAGCCAAUUCCAGCGACACUACAACAGCUCCAGGGCACCCUUUCCCGUUUUCAUGCAUGCCGCUUGGUUUACGAGGAGUCCUCAGUACUUCAAGGCUUAUCAAUUGUUUAUCGAUUAUCUCCAGUCACUGCCUGAUGUUUAUUUGGUGACCGUUGAUAAGGCCAUCGAGUGGAUCAAGAAUCCAAAACCCCUGGGUAUUAAGAAGCCAUUCGGUGAGUGCGAGGUCAGAAUUCCACCGACCAAGUGUGUCCCCAGGAGUUGUGGAUUAAAGACAGCCAGUGGUGACGAACGCUGGAUGUCGUCGUGCGUCGGUGUCUGUCCAAAUCGUUAUCCCUGGCUGUAUAAUCCCUUUGGAAAUUAGAGAUGGCACAUUGCCUGGGUGAAGGUAUUACGCCUCAUUAUGACGCGCUAGUGCCAUGAAAACCUCGAGGAUGAAAGUAAAUAAAUAAAUUGCACUGAAUUUUC